Molecule: messenger RNA, 582 nt
Organism: Ilex paraguariensis (yerba mate)
Lineage: Eukaryota; Viridiplantae; Streptophyta; Magnoliopsida; Aquifoliales; Aquifoliaceae
Source: the annotation of a GenBank genome assembly
AUGAACAACUUGAACCUUCCCAUAUCCAAAGACAUCUACAUUUCCCUCAUCAAAGAAUGCAUUGCAACCGGAGACCUUAAUAGAGCCAUGGAACUAGAUUCCCAUCUCAACCAAAGUGGUAUUCGCCACCAUUUGCCAUUGCUUAACCACCUCUUGAUUAUGUAUUUGUCUUGUGGUUUUAUAGAAAAUGCCCACCAAUUGUUUGAUAGAAUGCCCAUUAAGGAUUUGAACUCUUGGGCUGCAAUGAUUUUCGCUUAUGUGGAUGAGGAAAAGUUUGAAGAAACUAUAUGUUUGUUCAUAAAAAUGCAACACAAAUACCAAUACCAUUGUAAUGAAGAAAUUCUCAAAUUUCUGGUUUCAUGGAUGGUGUGCGGAUUGGUUGACAUGUAUGGGAAAUUUGGGCUUGUGAGAGAUGCUAGAAGGAUGUUUGAGAUGAAUGGUGUAAAGAAAAAUGCUGCAUGUUGGAAUGCAAUGCUUAACACUUACAUACAACAUGGAUGUUGCAUUGAGGCUGUUAAGGUACUUUAUGAGAUGAAGGGAGGUGGCUUAGAACCAAGAGAAUCAUUGGUCAAUGAAGUGUAG